ACUAUUCAAUAUAUUAAUUUAACAAUUUCUGGCACGGUUUAACAAGUUCUCGCGAUGUCGUGGGUAAGUUUCAAGUUUUACCCAGAAUGCAGUGGUCUUCCUUUCGCUGACGCUGGCCAAGAUGCCAAAGGGGAAGAAGGCAAAGGGGAAAAAGGUGGCACCACCACCUGCUGUGGUAAAGCGGCAGGAGGCCAAGAAGGUGGUCAAUCCACUGUUUGAGAAGAGACCCAAGAAUUUCGGCAUUGGUCAGGAUAUACAACCGAAGAGGGAUUUAACACGUUUUGUAAAAUGGCCACGUUAUAUCCGGUUGCAGCGCCAGCGGUCCAUUCUUUACAAGCGCCUGAAAGUUCCACCUGCUAUCAACCAGUUCUCCCAAGCUCUGGACCGUCAGACUGCUACACAGCUCUUCAAACUGGCCCAUAAGUACAGACCGGAGACCAAGCAGGAUAAGAAACGGAGACUCCUGGCACGUGCAGAGCAGAAGGCUGCAGGCAAGGGGGAUGCACCUACCAAGAGACCACCUGUUUUGCGAGCAGGUGUUAACACUGUGACUAAUUUGGUUGAAAGCAAGAAAGCCCAGCUGGUUGCUAUUGCUCAUGAUGUUGAUCCUAUUGAGCUUGUAGUUUUCCUGCCUGCCCUGUGCCGCAAAAUGGGAGUACCGUACUGUAUUAUUAAAGGGAAAGCCAGAAUGGGUCGUUUGGUGCACAGGAAAACUUGUACCAGUGUUGCUUUCACUCAUGUGAAUCCUGAGGACAAAGGAUCACUUGCAAAACUGGUAGAGGCUGUCCGGACUAACUAUAAUGACAGAUACGAUGAGAUACGCCGGCACUGGGGUGGUAAUAUUCUUGGUCCAAAAUCCACUGCACGUAUCGCCAAACUUGAGAAGGCUAAAGCUAAAGAACUAGCAACCAAGCUAGGCUAAUUCUAACUUGUGGUUUUGUAUAUAAAAAAUAAAGACUUGGUUGAAAAAAUAAAA
Molecule: messenger RNA, 976 nt
Organism: Protopterus annectens (West African lungfish)
Lineage: Eukaryota; Metazoa; Chordata; Ceratodontiformes; Protopteridae
Gene: RPL7A
Product: ribosomal protein L7a
Exons: 8
Coding region: 122-922 (266 amino acids)
Source: RefSeq, a predicted model, not a curated record